UGUCUACCCCACCCCAUUCAAAUUAUUAAUUAAUAAUAAAUAAUAAAAAAAGAAAGAAAGAAGAAGAAGCAGCACAACCCAAAGCAGCACCCUUCUUCCCUCCAAUAUUCAACGUCUGAUUAGGAAAUUAUCUUAAUGGAUUGCUACUCUUCAAUUUUAAUAUGAACAUUCUCUCUCUCUCUCUCUCUCUCUCUCCAUUGAAGCACCUGGAUGUGAACUGCACCAGAGGUUGAACUAAUUAAGCUCAUCUCAGAACAGUUUGUUUCUCAAAUAGAGAUUGUUUGCGUGUUAUAAGUUAUCUCAUGUGAGAUCAUGGACGAAAGAGGUGAUCUUUGCAAGCAGAAUUUCCCAUUUCAGCUGUUGCAGAGGAAGGAAGUAGAAGAAGAAGGAGGAGGGUGGUCAAGCGCCGGCUACCCAUCACAACCCCUCGCCAUCCAGCACCCUCAGAAGAGAACAUCCACCAAGGACCGCCACACCAAGGUGGAAGGCCGCGGCCGCCGCAUCCGCAUGCCGGCGCUUUGCGCCGCUAGGGUCUUCCAGCUGACCCGCGAGUUGGGCCACAAGUCCGACGGCGAAACCAUCCAGUGGCUGCUCCAACAGGCCGAACCCGCCGUCUUCGCUGCCACCGGCACCGGCACCAUCCCCGCCAACGUCACUUCCCUCAACAUCUCGCUCCGCAGCUCCGGCUCCACCAUCUCCGUCCCCUCCCAGCUUCGUUCCAUCCACUUAGAUCCCAACUCACAACGCCGCGCUCCGCUGGAGUUUGGUGAAGCUGAGGAGAAUGCAGGGAGAAAACUUUUGGCGGCGGAGCAAGAGUCGUCGACGCAGCACCAAAUGGCUGGCUAUUUUUUGCAGUCGAGCGCCGGAGCUGUGGCUGCAACUGCAAGUCACCCUUCUACGCCGGCGAAUUUCUGGAUGGCCGCUAAUUCCAAUAGCCAAAUGCUGAGUGGCAGUGUCGAUCCUAUAUGGGCAUUCCCUCCGUCGAGCGACACCACUGGUUUAUACAGAGCCCCUACUUCCAGCAUCAGCGGCCUACAUUUCAUGCACUUUCCGACCCCAAUGACCCACCAAUUAGACUCCGCCGGAGCCGGCCCUGGCGUAACCGAGGGGUACGUGGACAUGCUCGCCGGCUUAAACUCGUUUCGUGCGAGUGGCGGCGGCGCUUGAAAUCUCACUUAAUUAAUUAGUGAGAUAGGCGACGACCGGCCGGCAUGAUCCAUGCUGUAGUCGGCGGUCAUAAUCAUGAUGGAUCUCCAGAACGCCUAGUAGUUUCAAUAUUUGUAACAUGCACACUGAGAAAGAUUGAGCUUUUUGAGAAUUUAAUUUUCUCUGCAACAUAACAUAAGAUUGGUAUCUUUCUUUUAGGGUUUGCAAGAAGAAAUUCUAUUUUCAGCCACCCAUUUUGCUCUUUGUACCCAUCUU
Messenger RNA from Diospyros lotus (date-plum), 1422 nucleotides. RefSeq names its product transcription factor TCP15-like. The transcript is spliced from 2 exons. Lineage: Eukaryota; Viridiplantae; Streptophyta; Magnoliopsida; Ericales; Ebenaceae. The record is from RefSeq and is a predicted model, not a curated record. Gene Ontology annotation, cellular component: nucleus. Gene Ontology annotation, molecular function: sequence-specific DNA binding; DNA-binding transcription factor activity. The coding region runs from base 313 to 1167 and encodes 284 amino acids.